AUGUCUGAAGCGAAGAAAGAUGGGGAGCUCGAGAAGACGUGCAACAGCUCGACGGAGAGCUCGCAGCUGGAGCCCGAGCCCGAGAAAGAAGACGUGCAGCCGUCGGGCCUCCAACUCCCCGAAGGAAUGAAGCUCCCGACGGCCGCGGACUUGCCGCCCGAGCCGCCGCAGGAGAAGGAGAAAGAGAAAGAAGCACCCAGCCCUCCUCGCGGGCGCACCAAGAAGAGCCGCGAUGCCAGCCGCGACAACACCAAGGAGGCCAGCAAGGAGGUCAGCAAAGAGGUCAGCAAGGACGACGAGAAGGCCAUCGAAGCGCCGAUCGAGUCGGUGAGGGAGAAGAAGAAGAAAGAGGUCGAGAAGCCGGAGCGGUCGACGAGGCGAAGGCGUUCGACCCCCGACGGCGAGAAGGACAAGCCGAAGCCCGAGAAGCCGGCGGCCGAUAAUGUGGAGAAGAGCGGCAAGCAGAAGAAGCCCAAGAAAAAGAAGUCGAAGAAGAAGAGCAAGCAGGCCGACCCAGACGCGGCCUGCGAAGAAAAGUCCGGCAGGGCCACCAAGGACAAGGAGUCCGCCGAAAAGUCGGACCGCCACGUCCGCAAGAAGGGCACCGCCCCGAAGAUCAAAGACAAGGAUGAGCAACGCCGUCCCGACCAGCAGGAGCUCGAGAAGAACGCCGCCUUCCGCGAGAAGCUCCAGAAGGCCUACAACUUUCUGGUGCAAGAGCCAGACGCGUCGGUGGCGGGGGCCCUCUACUACCACGGCUACGCCGAGCCGUCGUACGUCCGCGAGCGUCUCGCCAAGAUCGGCGAGUACCUCCUGUGCAAGAUCUACCGCGAGGUCGACAACAAGGGACGCAUCAUCGAGCUGCUGUGCAUCGCGCUCCAUGGCCCCUCCGAGAUCGGCUACUUCACGAUCAUGAUCGGCCCCAACAAACAGUUCUUCCUCGGCACCAAGGGAUUCGACAACAUCAACCAGCUCGUCUCCCACUUUGCCAGCACCGGCGAGCCGCUGCCCAACAAGGACACCGCCGAGGCGUUCAUCAUGCGCAAGUCGUCGCUGCGACAGAACGAGCUCAUCGCCCACGAGCAGGUGACGCUGAAGGAGGAGGUCGGCGCCGGCGAGUUCGGCGCCGUCUACAAGGGCAUCUACACGGGGGAGAAGGAGCCGAUCACCGUGGCCGUCAAGUCGCUGAAAGAUCUGCUGUCGUCGGACCCGGUGAAGAAGCAGAAGUUCCUCCUCGAAGCCUACAUCAUGAUGAAGAUUCGCCCGCACAAGAACAUCACGCAGAUCUUCGGCAUCUGCACGCUGAAGAACCCGCUGUACAUCGUGCUCGAGUUCAUGCCCAAGGGCUCCCUAAAAUCGUACCUCAAGAAGACGAAGGACGUCACCGACGAGGCCAAGCUCAGCAUGCUGCUCGGAGCUGCCGCCGGACUCGCACACCUCGAAGAAGCCGGCAUCGUGCACCGGGACAUUGCCGCCCGGAAUUGCCUGAUGGCCGUCGACGGGUCGGUCAAGAUCAGCGACUUUGGGCUGUCGAUGGAGGAGAAGGUGCUCAAGAACAAGUCCACCAAGCUCGAGCCGGUCCCGUUGCCCACCAAGUGGCUCGCCCCGGAGGUGCUGAAGCACUACAAGUUCUCGGUGAAGAGCGACGUGUGGGCUUUUGGCGUCAUGAUCUGCGAGGUGUACACGAACGGCGGCGACCCGUACCCCGGCAUGACCAACAAGGAGGUCAAGAAGCUCAUCCUCGAGACAAAGGGCCGUAUGCCCGUGCCGAAAGAGUGCCCCAAGUACAUGCACAAGGUGCUGGACAAGUGCUGGGCCGAGGCGCCGCAGGACCGGAAGUCGUUCAAGCGCCUCACCAAAUACAUGGAGUUCUCCCGGCUCGUCAAGACGGGUGGCUCGGCGCCGAGCUGCAUGCAGAAAGAAGUCCCUGAGCACUCGGUCUCGCUGCGCCCCACCAAGAAGAAGCGCCCCGCCAAGUCGACGACCUCGGUGAACGCCGGCGUCUCGACUCGACAGCGUCGCCCGAAAGGUGGC
Mesorhabditis spiculigera is the source of this 2034-nucleotide messenger RNA. The record is from the annotation of a GenBank genome assembly. Lineage: Eukaryota; Metazoa; Nematoda; Chromadorea; Rhabditida; Rhabditidae.